Messenger RNA from Trichophyton rubrum CBS 118892, 2322 nucleotides. RefSeq lists its product as uncharacterized. The transcript has a single exon. Bases 237 to 791 code for a protein of 184 amino acids. NCBI's taxonomy places the organism in Eukaryota, Fungi, Ascomycota, Eurotiomycetes, Onygenales, Arthrodermataceae. The record is from RefSeq and is a predicted model, not a curated record.
AGGCCCGCUUUCACCUCAUUCCCCAAGGACCUGAAGGUUGGCCAGCCCGUUACGGUGACCUGGGCUGGAGGCAACCCUAAUGCUGUAUGUUUUCCAUUCUUCAUUGAAAAUGCAUUGAGGAAGACACAGUACUGACACACCAUUUAUUAGCCCUUUGACAUUACUUUGCGCCAGGGUCCAAGUGACGACCUCCAUGAUGUCAUUGUCGUGUGUGGUAAGUCUUUUAGCCGAGUGUUAUGAUAUACCCAGCGCAAAAGACAGAUACUAACAUGAUAUCAGCCCAAGCAACUGGCGGCUCCUGCACCUUUACUCUGCCUUCAUCCCUCCCCUCAGGCGCCAACUAUGCUCUCCAGAUCAAGCAGGGUGGUGACGUCAACUACACCGGCCUCUUCAGUAUCUCUGGCGGCCACGGUACUCCAUCGUCUGCCCCUGCUUCCACCACCACUGCCGCUCCUUCGUCUAGCUCUUCUGGCGAGCCCACAAAGCCAGUAACCAAGCCAGCCGUUACCUCCACCACUCAUGCCAGCAUGACCAUGACCAACUCUGCCAACCAUACCACCAUGACCACCAUGACGAGCAAGCCCAGCUCUGCCACCCCAAGCAUGGGAACUGCCACCACCACCAGCGACCGCAACACCACCAUGUCUUCGCAAACCCUCACUUCCCAGUCCGAGAGUGCUACUUUCACUCCAAGUGCUACUCCAACUGGAAACGCAGCCUCCCUGACCGCCUUGUCCAGCCCGCUCGCGCUCAUCAUGGCCGGUCUCGUCGCCUUCGCUUAUCUCAACUAAGCAUCGCGCUCUUUCUGAGCUCCGAACAUGGAAGACGUCCAUCUCCUGUUCACCACUUUUCUUAUUUGUCGCUAUUGAUUUGAUUCUGAUUGAUGUGCCUACUUAACUUCUUAACUGUGUCCACCCUCUAUUUGCAUGGCUGGCUCUUCACGAUGUGAUUUGAUUGACCGAUUGAUCCUUGAAAAACCUCUUAUGCCAUUACUUUUUGCUCUCUCUACCUCUUCUACAUUUACUUCUUAAACUUUAAUACCUUUUCUCUUCUUCGGUGGGUGGGCUCAAUCCUCUACCUUUUGUUUUUAUUACCAUUUGCGACGGAGUUUGAUCGAUGAUUGGAUGUACAUAGCGGAACGAGACAGGACAAGGACACACACACACACACACACUACCUCUUACCACCACAUACUCACAUAGUACUGUACGCUGCAUUUAUCAUGCUAUCCUAACAAGCUGUUACCUUUUUUUCUUCCAUCUUGCAAAUCUCCUUCCAAUCGAGUCUUUGCCUCCUAUCUGUCUCCCUCCUGCCUUUCAGUCCCUUCAUCAAUCAAUUCCACGUAUCUUCAUCUCGUCCAGCCGAACCUUAUUGCUUUUUGCAUUGCUCGUGUUGCCGUGCUUUGGGCGUGCUUGUGCACCAGGCUUGAGCCAUCCAUCUCUCCCGCCUCCAUCUCCCUCCCCAAACUUGACUCCUUACCGUCCUUAUUGAACUCUAUCCCAUUUUGCAGCGUUGUGCACGUUUGGUCUUCCCACGGCUAUUGGGUGGCAAUGUUGGACGAGAGUGGAGAGAUUGAUUUGAUAGAGGGUGGACGAGCAAUAUAUUUAUAUCAUUUAUACGCGGCGGCGCGUACGUGUAGAUGUCUGAUAUAGAAUGCUCAGAUAGCCAUCUAUGCUUCAACGAGAUCAAGACGGAACAAGAUAGAAACUAAGCCUUGCAGUCAGCCCGCACCUCUUAAGCUCUGAUGUCCUCUUGUUCAUGUGCUGGGUAUCCGUGGCCAUUGGUGUGAGUGAGAUUGGUAUAAGGGGUUGUAUUUUUACCCCUGGAUUCCCUACCAUCCCACGACAGGCAUCUAGUGACGCCAAAAAUUCAGUGACCGGUUAACAUCUCUUCCUGUUGUUCAUGUGUUUGUUUACCGAUGGUGCAAGCUCACGUUCAAGGUAUCGUUGCCGCGAGUUAAUUGAUUACGACAAACCGUCAUCAGCAUAUUGAUAGGGUUCGACACGGGUAUCGAGCCUCGAAUUAUGAUUUCAAGAUCAAAGCUCAUUAUUACUUACAGCUUCUCCAUAACUGCUCCAUAUAAAGUUGUCGAUGGCUUGCAGACUAUCUAGUAUCUUGUUCCCCACAGUUGUGGCUGAUAUAUUAUAUGCUCCUGUUUGCGGGAGGGCUAUUCAAUGGAAGAAGAAGAAGCUUCAAUUAAUAUAAAAAGUUAUCGGCUUGAGGGGGUAAAUCGGCCGACUUGCUACUUCCUCGUUAUAUCCUGCUCUUGAAAUUAAUUAUUGUAUAAAACCAGCUUUCAGAUCAUAGCGAGGACUAGGAUUG